Messenger RNA from Sinocyclocheilus rhinocerous, 1715 nucleotides. RefSeq names its product sodium/potassium/calcium exchanger 6, mitochondrial-like. Gene Ontology annotation, cellular component: membrane. Gene Ontology annotation, biological process: calcium export from the mitochondrion; intracellular calcium ion homeostasis. NCBI's taxonomy places the organism in Eukaryota, Metazoa, Chordata, Actinopteri, Cypriniformes, Cyprinidae. Bases 235 to 1518 code for a protein of 427 amino acids. The transcript is spliced from 11 exons. Gene Ontology annotation, molecular function: calcium:sodium antiporter activity. The record is from RefSeq and is a predicted model, not a curated record.
UUAAAGUGUGUUUGUGAAUCAUAAAAGUGUGCGCAUGACUGAGCGGGGUGUGUUGUAUGUGUGACUGAGCGGAAUCCUCAGUGAUGAGUUUGUGUUUUGGUUGCUGGACAAGGUCCAAAUUGUGCUGUGAGGUUGUGUUGAUCUAAUUUUUUAAUCAUUGUUUUCCGUGACUGAGUGGAACAGGGAGUAACAUUCCUGGCACUUGGAAAUGGGGCUCCAGAUGUGUUCAGUGCCAUGGCUGCUUUUUCUCACCCUCAGACUGCUGGUCUUGCCAUUGGAGCACUGUUUGGGGCGGGAAUCUUUGUUACAACAGUGGUAGCUGGAAGCAUUGCUCUGGUUAAACCUUUCACUGUGGCGUCCCGCCCAUUCCUUCGUGAUGUCAUUUUCUACAUGGCAGCUGUGUUUUGGACCUUCAUUAUCCUAUAUAAAGGCCAUAUUUCCAUGGGAGAAGCCGUGGGUUAUCUGGGGCUGUAUAUUGCAUAUGUUUUGACUGUGAUUGUUAGUGCAUAUAUUUACAAUCGUCAGAAGCAUCAACUGAAUGGAUCGGCCCAGACCUCAGGCAGAGAACAGGGAGAGAUUCUCCCAUCUGAUUCAUAUAGAGAAAUUCAGAAUGCCAGCAUACAAGCACACGAUGACAGAGAGUAUGAGCCUUUGCUGCCUUACACUCAAUCCACUGCUCAGAUCUUCCUGAAUGCCAUUAACCCGGUGGACAGCCGGACCUGGAGGAGACAGCACUGGAGUGCCAAAGUCCUCAAAGUGAUCAAGGUGCCUGUAGAAGUGCUGUUAUUGUUGACAGUUCCUGUGGUGGACGCAAAUAAGGAUGAUCACAACUGGAAACGCCCUCUGAACUGUCUGCACAUAAUCACUGGGCCUCUGGUGUGUGUACUUUCCUUCCAGUCGGGAAAGUAUGGCUUACUGCUCAUUGAAGGAGAAGUUCCAGUGUGGGUGCUUAUACUCUGCAUUGGAGUCUUCCUCUCGGGCAUAGUCUUCUUCACUACCACAAAUGAGCGUCCUCCUAGAUAUCACUUUCUCUAUUCUCUGCUAGGUUUUGUGGUCAGCACGUUGUGGAUCAGCACUGUGGCGUCUGAGAUUGUUAGUGUGCUGCACCUGCUGGGGGUUGUUCUCAGUCUGAGCAACACUGUACUGGGCCUCACCUUGUUAGCCUGGGGCAACAGCAUUGGAGAUUGCUUUGCAGACAUUGCUAUAGCCCGUCAGGGAUACCCACGGAUGGCCAUUUCUGCCUGUUUCGGAGGCAUUAUCUUUAACAUGCUGUUUGGUGUGGGUCUGGGCUGCCUGCUGCAAAUCUUUCAGACUAAUAACGUUGUGAUGCUGGAACCAGAGGGGAUGCUGUGCUGGGUUCUCUCAGGAGCACUGGGUCUGUCUCUCGUCCUCUCCUUCAUACUGGUUCCUCUUCAGUGUUUUCACUUGAACCGAGUCUAUGGCAUUUUUCUACUGAUCUUCUACAUUGUCUUCCUCCUCGUUGCUCUGCUCACUGAGUUUAGAGUUAUCCAAUUCUGACAUCAGCAGAAACACUAACUGAACAAAUGCAAAAAAAUUUUUUGACUCAUAGAAAUGUAUAAGAAUAUAUAUAUAUAUAUUUGUAAAUGUAUAUUUUUGAAGAUCAUGAGUCACUAGUACACUAGUUAAAUUGUUUUCAAACAAAUCUUGAAUUAUGAGAUUGAAAUUAUUAAAAUUAAUUUUAUUAAACGGGAUAC